Molecule: messenger RNA, 1847 nt
Organism: Coffea arabica (coffee)
Lineage: Eukaryota; Viridiplantae; Streptophyta; Magnoliopsida; Gentianales; Rubiaceae
Source: RefSeq, a predicted model, not a curated record
CAAGAAUCCGACGGAGAAUAAGAGAAUACCAGCCCUGGAAUCUGUUGGAUCGCUUAGUGAAGCCCAGUUUUUCAUCAGCAGACGAAUUCAUGGAAUUCUUCCACUCCUUGCUGGAGAAUGUUAAGGACGUUAUGGAAUGUGGUUUAGGAUGUUGUGGAAUGCUGGAAACCCUUCAAGAGAAGUUGGUAUCCCUUGACAAUUUGAUUCAGUUUGCCACGCUACGAGGCAAGCCCCCCGGGGUAGUGAAGAAGCUUUGUGGAGCUGUGGUUCUAUCUGCAGCACAUCUUUGUUAUAUUUACUAUUUGUUUUUAGAUGAUGGUAGUCAAGCAUUUGAUGAACUUAGAUUGAAGAUUACUGAAUCAGUAGAGAACAUCAAGCAUGCUUAUCAGCAAGUCCGUUUGGCUUGCUUUGGCGUCUUGCAAUCUGGAUCAUCUUCGCUCAUUGUGUCCACCCAGACCGAUAGAUCUCUGAAGCAUCACUUGAAGAUACUCUAUGAGGGGCUUCAAUUCCUGAGCAUCAUUCUCCAAAAGCAGCAAGAGAAGUAUGAUGGACUACCUCGAAGAACCAAGGAUCUUAUUGGAGCUGUGGUCGAAGAUGCUGCAAUUGUAAUUUUCUCACUUUAUCAGAAGAAAAUCCGAGAAGCUUCGGCCAAGGAAACAGAUGUUAAGCUCUUUUGUUUACUGUACAAGAUUAAGCUUAUUAAGGCAGAAGUUGAGGAACAGCAUCCUGUCGAUUUAAGGUUUAACUUUCCUACGACCAGUGAACUGGGGUUUAUCGAUCUUCUCCUACAAAAAUUGAAGGAACUGGCAAGCAGUAAAGUGGAUCCACUUGCUUUUGCUAGGGAUGGAGCUGGCUUCUUAAAAACGUACUUGAAGAAGACCGAGGAAGAUUCCCGAAGGUCUUUAAAGCAGGAAGUUCCAAAAGGGCUCCGAUUACCUUGGCUGAAUGAGAUGGAGCAGCACGACCUGCAACACAAGCUCCAACUUCAAAGAUUGAAAAAAGAUAUUUCAUUCUUAAGAUCAUUUUUGAAAAAUUAUUUGGAGCAGCACAGCCGGAAAGACAAUCUCAACCUUCAAACAAUGCAAGAUGGUCUUUUAUUCUUAAGAUCGUGGUUGGAGAAUCAUGGGGAGCAAUGCAAUCAGCACAAAGAACUUCAAGCCCUUUGGAGUCGUGUUAUAGAGGUAGCAUAUGAAGCAGAGUUUGUUUUUGACUCCUUAAUAGUUGGAGAUAUAUCAUUUUAUUCCCUGCUAUUAUUUGAUAAGAUCACACAAAAAGUUAAGCUUCUUAAAGGUGAAGCCCUGAAGAUUCAUGACAAAAAUUAUGUCUUCAAAUCCCUGACAGCUAUCACAAGUUGUUUAAAUUGUUCCCCAACAACAAGAAGCAAGUGGAGUGGCAGUAACAAAGAGCUUAGUACUGAUAGUGCUACUCAAAUUGAAGCUGUGGUGGGUUUGAAUGAGGAGGUAGAAGUGAUAAUCAAUCAACUUAAAGGAGGAUCAAUGCAGUUGGACAUGCUUUCCAUUGUGGGGAUGCCUGGGAUAGGUAAGACAACUCUGGCACAAAAGGUUUACCAUGAUCCUUCAGUUACAUCUCACUUCCAUGUUCGUGCUUGGUGUUGUAUCUCUCAAACAUAUAGCAAGCGAGAUCUGUUGUCUGAGAUUUUGGCUUGCAUUGAUCAGAAAGCUCAAUUUUCUGAGAUGAAGGAAGAUGAUGAUUUGGCUGAUAUAAUCCGUAAAAACUUGAAGGGAAAGAAAUAUCUCAUAUUUCUGGAUGAUGUAUGGGAUAUUGAGGCAUGGCAUACUUUGAAAAUAUCGUUUCCUGAUGAUGCCAAUGGAAGCAGAAUUCUCUAA